Messenger RNA from Boeremia exigua, 2130 nucleotides. RefSeq names its product RXT2-like protein. Lineage: Eukaryota; Fungi; Ascomycota; Dothideomycetes; Pleosporales; Didymellaceae. The record is from RefSeq and is a predicted model, not a curated record. Gene Ontology annotation, biological process: negative regulation of rDNA heterochromatin formation; negative regulation of silent mating-type cassette heterochromatin formation. The coding region runs from base 1 to 2130 and encodes 709 amino acids. The transcript is spliced from 7 exons. Gene Ontology annotation, cellular component: Rpd3L complex; cytosol.
AUGGCAGGCCAGCAGCAGCAGAUCAUAGACACCAUCUUCUCUAUGAAGAGGAAACUACUACGUGGAAACGACUCCGACUUGGAAGAAGCAGACUCGCCGUUCGCAAACUACAGACAGGACCUGAAGCGCAAGUCGCAGUAUGCGCGCGCCAGCGAUCCAGAUUUCCUCUCAGACCCUCGACCCUACAAGAAGCGCGUUGAGCACGGCGGCUAUCGCAGGUACAUUCUGCAGCGCAAUCCUCCACGAUACGACCCCGACGGCGACAUUGUUGAGCCGUCAGACGAGUACGAAGACGAGGACGAUCUCGAAGCAGUGGAAGAAAAUCCGUACGCAGAUAUACGCCUAGAAAGGCUACUCAGACCGCUGACAUCUGCCGCGGACCUACCAACCCAUCGAUCUCUGAGCGUUCCAUACACCUCCAAGCACCUGACCAAUCUGGCGAACGAAGCUGGCGCGCUCUGGCGGAGGGAGCAGAUCACAAUUGCACGAGCAAAACAGUUGUUUGUGAAGCUGCAAGGAGACUCGGACUUUGCGCCCGCAGCUUUGGCGGCUAUGGCGGAUGCGCCCCUAGGGAGCUCUUCGUCGAACGGCACGGCGCAAAGAGUCCUCAAUGGUGGUGCGCAGCCUACGGCGCACGAUGAGGCGCGCGACAUGUUGGAUGGUGCUCAAGACAUUGAUAUGGAAGACGCGAGACAACUCAAUGGACUUGAGGAUGACGAGGCCAGACUUGAAACCGGCGCAGAAACGGUCAACGGUACAGCGACGAACGGCACAGCCCACGAAGCAGGCACAGAUGGUGCACACCAGCACGACGAAGAAGCACGGUCUGCAGCUGGCGACGAUGCCUCUGAUGAUACAUCGCAAGCUGCGCACCGCAUGACCACACGCGCGCGAGCUCAAGCAGCGUCAACCCCUUCGCCGCCACAUUCACCCUCGAGUCUCGCCGGUCAAAUUCACCCAUUGUUUCUCUUCUCAACCGAUUCGCUUCCCGACCGCGACUUUGGCCUUCCACCGAAUGAAGCUGAGGAGACGCGCAUGCUGCUGAUGGCGUAUGUGCAAAAGCAAGAGGAAAUCUCGCGUGCGACCUCGGAUCUAUACCACGGCUUGAUGCAGGCAGAUAGCAUGCGACAGGACGUCUUCACAUGGUGCAAAGCAGAGGCUCAUAUAGGCGAGAUGAGUGAUGGCGAGGACUGGUGUGAUAAUGAAUACUGGGGUCUUGAUCAUGACUUGGUCAAAGACGAUGUGGUUGUUGCAGGUCUCAACCCAUCAGAAGACUACAAGACAAGCGUGUUGAGCGGUCUCAGCCCAACCCUCAUCAUGGAGUGUGCAAGCCGUAGUUUGGCUUUUCACAGCUACCAAACAUCGCAAGAGAUCGUCUACCAAGAGCAUCUGGCGAAAGGGCUGACGGAGAAGUAUAACGUGCUCAGUCAGCAAAUGGACCAGCUCAUUCACGACGCCAACACUCAAAUCAAACUGCUUCAGGAUAAGGUGCAAGCCCAGCAAGUAGAAGAAGAUAAGCUCUUAGCACAGAACACCGAUCUUAGCAACGGAUACAGGGACAAGGCUAGAGCGCUACAACGUCAGAAGAAGCAGUACGACUCGCUGAAGGGACAGGUGAUGGCGUCUCACGUUGCCAGCGCCGCCGGUGACCAAGCAGAGUUGACACUCCAAACCGCACGCGGCAAGCGCUUCAUUGAUCGUAUGCCGGGUGCGAGAUCUGGUAGUGGUGCAUACAGUCAGCUAAAUGGUGCUGUUCAAAUGCCUUCAGGCAGCAGGCCGCACGACAGGCAAGGCAGUGGGAGCUCUGGUAGCAGUGGGCUGCAGCGGGGAGGGGCCGGUGUUGGUCCAGCACCUACUUAUGCUUCGCACUUGCAAGGGCGUGGUUUAGGUGGUCGAGCUCACCCUGGUCAAUCCGCAUCCAUCAGCACGCCACGACAGAGUCAUCUUCCAGUACUCGGUGGGACACGUCAAGGUCCUAUUCUCAAUGCGAACAUCGGUUCACCCUACCAGGCUUCUCCUAUGAUGCAGCGUCAGACAGUAGGAGGCAACAGACCAGCCAACGGUCUCGGGAAUUCUAUGCUCGGUAUCCCGCGAGCGUCACGGAGAACUACCGGGCCUUUACAAAGAUAG